CUGGUCCAAGUGUCAGGUCCGGCACGAGGCGAGUGAGUGGCAGCCGCGGAGCAGCGCCCGCGGCUAAUUCGAAUCGCUCGCACAUGGGUCGCAAGAACGCGCGUCCCCGAACGGCUCUGGCGGGCUCCCCCCCUCCUUCCUCCUCCUCCUGGCCCCUUUGAAUGGAAUGGCCCGGCCGUCAGUGGCGUCGAUUUGGCGAUGGCGGACGCAGAUCUCGACACCCCGUGCGCAGAUCUGCGCUCGUCUAUUCUGCGGAAGCGAAGGGAAAAUCGGAAAUGGAAAAUGGAUAGGGCGAUGGAGAUGGAGAUGGAAACGGCAGUGACUGUUGGCACACGACAUGAUGCCUUGCCCGGGAAACUCUAGUUGCGAGAACGAGGAGGUCGUGCACGUGAAAAGCCUUGUCUCAUGGUGCGAGUGGAGGUGUGUCGUUAGCGCAUAUGACGAUGCGGGAGGAAUCUGCUCGGACGAAUGAUUUUUUUGACGCUCGUUCGAGCACUUGCCCACAACUUUCUUUCUAUCGCGUGCCGAAAGACGACUCGAUUUCAAAUGGAGUUAUUUAUCCUUGUGGAUAUUUUUCAUUUGGAAGUUCAUGAACCAUCGUUGGAAGAAGCGCAGUCGAGAGUGGCCAGCCAGAAGCAGUACUUGUCAUAUUUUUUCGGUCAGCGAUAUAAAGGUGUCAAUCUUUGGCGAGAUAAACCCUUAUCUUUUCCCCCACAUUCUUCGCAGGAAUCUACGGAACCGAAGGUUUAGCUAGCCCCAAGGCGAUUCUCCUACUGGAUGUAUUUUCCAGUCGAGCUUUUCGAAGUGGAAUACCAGCUCUCCUCUCAUCAUCAUCACGCAUGAUGCGGAAAUUAUCCCUUCCUUUCUUCACAUGAUUUUCUGCAUGAAUUCCAUGCCCAUGCAGGCAGAUUCAGACUAUCUUUGUCUCGGAGAAAAUCAUCACGAAAGCGCAAUUUUUCUUGCAACUGUGAGCCGAGGGGAAUGCUCGAUCCAUGCUACGAUUAUUCUCCUUAUGACUAUAUCCGGCGAGGAAGAGAAGUAAAUGCUGUAGCAUGGACAGAAAAUGUACGACGUUUCUCAUCAUUGCAAUGGCAAAGAGCAUAAUGCUGCCACUGAAAUCUCAAAAUAUUCGACUCGGGGAGGAUCCGAAUGUGAACCGUUGUCGUUCACAUGCAUGAAAUGUGGAUAGCCGAGCGACGAAUCAGGACGAACGCUCGAGCUCCAGAAGGUCAAUGAAAACUUGGCCACCGUCCUCAUGGACGUGCAUUUACAGCGAGCGCAAUCACAAUAAAGCGAAUGCAGAUUAGUGGGGACUGCUCGACGCCUCUGGUCACGCAGGAGCAGCUGCAGCAGCAGCACCAACACGAGGAACAACAAAAACAAUGGCCUACUAUGCAACCAUGGCAGAACCAUCAUUUCCCUCGACUGUGCAUCUGACAGUACUGCAGUUUUCCCAAUUACAGUUACAGUUACAUUGUAUCCCGUACGACCAGAGCCAGUUUACGAAUACCGUACAGUACAAGGAUGCAGACUCCCGUCAGUCGAUGUUCACAUCGAUCGACAUUUUGCAAGAUAUUGUGCAAAUCUCCCGAGUCACAUGAGGAGACACUCAAUCACGUCCCUCGGCAGUUUGGAACCUCCCUCCCGCUUCAGGAUUUGACUGUUUCAGAACUUCAGAGCUUCAGAUAUGGUGCAGAUGACGUUUCAGAUGUACAUAUACGCGUACAGUACGUGACGCAGACUCUACCCAGUACGAGGGGUGUACAGGACAAGAUCACCUCCCCUUCCAUGAGGACGGGGUGGGAGCUGAACCUCGGUUCGAACCCUGAUUUGAAUCCCGAGCCCUGAUUCUGCGCUCCAGGAUAACACAAUGAAUGACAUACUGCAGGACGGAGUUAUGGUCAUGAUUCGAGUGUCUCAGGCACCUAGACAAAUUGGAAAAUCGACCGAAUAUUUGCCACCAGGCGGUGUCAGGACAGAUGGUAGGUGGACUUUUACAGUGGGAAAUGAUAUAUUACAUGGAGGGCGACAUGUGCAAUUUGAUGAUAGAUACUCAGGUUAUUGAAGAACAUAUUUUCCAGGAAUUUUUUUUGAAAAUAUUGCAAGGUUUAGGUAUUUAUUCAGCUUUUCAAGAUAUGAUUACUGACGGUCUAUUGCAUGAUUUGACCUUAGCAAGUAAAUCUCUUCGCCAUAGGCUCUAUUAGACAUAUUCAU
This is a messenger RNA of Marchantia polymorpha subsp. ruderalis, 2214 nucleotides long. The record is from the annotation of a GenBank genome assembly. NCBI's taxonomy places the organism in Eukaryota, Viridiplantae, Streptophyta, Marchantiopsida, Marchantiales, Marchantiaceae.